Molecule: messenger RNA, 330 nt
Organism: Gongylonema pulchrum
Lineage: Eukaryota; Metazoa; Nematoda; Chromadorea; Rhabditida; Gongylonematidae
Source: the annotation of a GenBank genome assembly
AUGGGUAGUGAUAAGGCAAUAAGAAAAGCGACCGCUCAGUUACCGAACGGACAUCUUUGGACACGACCUAUAAGUUAUUUUGCACCUCUGGAAAUACCGUCUCAGACGGAUGGAGAAUUGACGAGCAACACCGUCAAGCAUCAGUUUAAGUCGGGAGAUCCUUAUUUAGACAGAGAAGCACCUGAAGUGGAUUCCGACAAUUUUUCUGAAAAAGCAGAUAAGAACCAUGAUGUAACAGUGGUUAUGGAUGAAACUGCUAAUACCCACUGCAGGAGAGAACCGAACAAGGGGAGUCGAAAAUUUUAUGUGCAGCAGUUUGCUGUUUCAUGA